CCUCUUCCUGGAUCUCCAUUUCUGUAUCUGGAUUUGUUGAUCCGCUCCAUUGGCGUUCAAGCGAGGUCAGUGGGAUUGAGGAAAAAAGGUUUUUGUGCAUCGAUUAGGGUUUCGAUUUGUUUUGCUUUUUUGGGGGAAAUCGGAGCGAGUUCGUCUUGCGGUUUUGUUUCUCUCCCCGAAAUGGCUUCGAGUUUCGAUCGAUGGGAGAAGGAUCCUUUCUUCUCCGCUGCGGAGGAGGUUCAGGAAUCGGCCGACAGGAUGCAAUCGACUUAUAGAACAUGGAUCCAUGCGAAAAAGGACUCUUCGGUCGUGUGGAAUCUGGAGGAACUCCAGCGGGACCUCCAUACUGCUUUAGGCACUGCGAAAUGGCAGUUGGAGGAGUUUGAACGAGCAGUGCAGUCGAGUUAUGGCAAUAGUUCAUCUGAUGAUGCGAGGGACAGACACUAUGAUUUCAUUGUUGCCAUCAAUGACCAGAUUUCGAAGAUUAAUAGCUCAUUGCAGCAAUCUGCACUCUUGGAUGGCAAGCGAGCGCCAUCUUGGGUGCGUUUGGACGAGCGAGAGCGCAAUGAAUUUGCGUCGUUUCUUUCUGGAUCAUCGGCAUUUGAAGCGGCAGGCGCUGAGUUGGACCAUGUUAUGGACAAUGAAGACCAUAGAGAGUUGUGGAAAGAGUCCACGCCUGAGUGUUCGAAGAAUUCAUGCCAGUCAACCGAGCGGAGUUCAAUGGAUGCCAGUGAGGAGAAGUCAUAUGGGCAUAGAAGAGCGGCCAGUGCAAGUGCUGACAUCAGUGCUUGGAAUAUUGCUAUUGCCGGAGAAGCCUACCCUCAGAGUUCCUCCAGUGGGCAUUCUGUAUUACCUCCCCGCAAGGUACCUAGUGUUUCAGGGUUCCUAAAUUCCAUGGGCUCUGUCUCCAAGUUGAAGUGGUCUAAAAAUGGCUUUAGGAAGUGGAAAGCUGAUUCUCAUCAAGAAGAUGAUACUGCAUUAUUGGGACCGGCUCAGCUAGAGAGAGGUGUACGUGCAUGCUAUGAACGGAGUAAGAGUUGCCUGGAUAACUGUGACGGUUAUGAAAAGCAGCUUUAUGGAUGGUACGGAGCUCUCCAAAGGCAGCUUCAGAGGUCUCAGUAUCAGAUGCAAUACAGUCGGCCUGUACAAUUGGCCUUUGCAGCCAUUCUAGUUCUCUGCUUGAUUGAUAACAGCUGUUUUUUUUCAAUGCAAAUUCUUGCACCUGAGGAUUGUCAGACAUUAAUGCAACAAAUUUUACUUUCUUUCCUCCUUGAUGCUGACCAGAUAACUGCUGUUUUCUUAAGUUGUACUCGCUUUCUGUGUAAUCUAAAGCGGAGGCCCAAUUAUAGUUUAGUUUCUUUAUGUCGGCAUGAACUUCAAUGCCAGAAUGGUCGGGACCAGUUGUGAAUUAUUUAUGUCAGCAGGGGAGCAAGAGACAGGAACUUUGUUUCUCGCGUUUUCCAUUUCCUUCCAAGUGGAAUUAUGUCCCACCUGACGAGUAUUGAGUCCAUGAUAGCGCAUUAGACGCCCUCGCAGGCUCGCACCUGUGACCAACCUCGGUCCAGACUGAUCACAGUCUCUACGGUGAGUGAGAAAUUUUCGAAGUUUUUGCGACAGCAUGUAAAUGCUAAUAGAAUACGAGAAUGUUACGAUUAGAAAAUGUUGGAUCCCCGGAUGUUCUGGCAUUCUGACUUGGGACCGUGUAUCCUGUUGUUUCUAAUUCUCUGGGUAGAUUUUAUGGCCGUCUUGUCACUGUAAUCUGUACAGCAAUUUGAAUGUUAUCAUUUUAGCCACUUUUUUAGCCUGAAUUUCGCA
Messenger RNA from Rhodamnia argentea, 1815 nucleotides. RefSeq lists its product as uncharacterized. Gene Ontology annotation, cellular component: membrane. NCBI's taxonomy places the organism in Eukaryota, Viridiplantae, Streptophyta, Magnoliopsida, Myrtales, Myrtaceae. The coding region runs from base 181 to 1407 and encodes 408 amino acids. The transcript is spliced from 6 exons. Gene Ontology annotation, biological process: Golgi vesicle transport. The record is from RefSeq and is a predicted model, not a curated record.